Molecule: messenger RNA, 6577 nt
Organism: Perognathus longimembris pacificus (Pacific pocket mouse)
Lineage: Eukaryota; Metazoa; Chordata; Mammalia; Rodentia; Heteromyidae
Product: zinc finger protein 316-like
Exons: 12
Coding region: 1-5172 (1723 amino acids)
Biological process (GO): regulation of transcription by RNA polymerase II
Cellular component (GO): nucleus
Molecular function (GO): sequence-specific DNA binding; DNA-binding transcription factor activity, RNA polymerase II-specific
Source: RefSeq, a predicted model, not a curated record
AUGGAGCUGGUGCCAGCCACAGAGACCAUGGUGUUGGAAUUGCGAAGGCUUGAGGAUGGAGGCCCAGGGACUGAUUCUACCAGUGGUGGCAGUGGUGGAAGUGACAGUCAGGAAGAGGCUCAGGAGGGGAGCAGCAGCCCACAACCACCAGCAGUCUCUGCCUCAUUCCAGAUCAGUACCAUCACUGAGGAAGCCCAGCUGGGGCAUCAGGAUUUGCAACAGUCAAAGCAGCAUCCAGAACUGCAACAGCCGCAGCAUGAAGAGCCCCAAGAGCAGCAAUCACAGAACCAACCAGAACUGCCACAAGAGGAGCAGGGGCACGAUGGGCAGAAGCAGCUGUCUCUGCCACAGCAAGAACUGCAGGAAAGCCACCAAUCCACACAACACCAUGAACUGGAGACCCAGCUGCAGGUAAUGCAAGAGCAGAGCCAGGAGCAACAGGAACAGCUCCAACAGCAGCAAAGGCAGCAGCAGCAGCUGUCACUGCAGCAGCAAGAACAAUUACAACAGCAGCAAGUGCAAGCGCAACAGCUGUUGCAGGAGCAGCUACAGCAGCAGCAGUUGCAGCAGCAGCUGUUGCUGCAGCCACAAGGGCAAGACCUCUUACAGCAGCAACUGCUCCAUCAACAGCAACUGCUCCAGCAGCAGGAGCAGCUGCAGCAGCAACAGUUCCAGCAGCAACAGGAACAGCUUCAGCAGCAGCAGCUGCUGUUGCUGCAACAGCAGGAGCAGUUACAGCAGCAGCUACUGCAGCACCAGCAGCAGGCACAGCUGCAGCAGCAGUUCCUGCAGCAACAGCAGGCACACAUACAGCAGCAGCUGUUGCUGCAGCAACAGCAGCAGGCACAUAUGCAGCAGCCGCCGCCGCCACCCCAGCCUCCACUGGACCCAGAGGAGGAGGAGGAGGUGGAACUGGAGCUCAUGCCGGUGGACAUGGGGUCCGAGCAGGAGCUGGAACAGCAGCAGCAGGAGCUGGAACGGCAGCAGGAGCUGGAGCGCCAGCAGGAGCAGCGGCAGCUGCAGCUGAAACUGCAGGAGCAGCUGCGGCAGCUGGAGAAGCAUCUGGAGCAGCAGCAGCGGCUGGAGCAGGAGCAGCUGGAGCGGCAGGAGGUGCAGCUGGAGCUGACCCCGGUGGACUUGGGCGCGCCGCCGCCUCAUGAGGUGCAGCUGGAGCUGACCCCGGUGCAACCGGAGCUGCAGCUGGAGCUGGUGCCGGCGGCGGGCGGCGGCGGCGGCGGGGCGGGCGUCCCGGGAGCCCCCGCCGCCGUGGUGGUGGCCCCUCCGGGCUACGUGGUGCUGCAGGAGCUCAUGGUGCUGCCCGCCGCCGCCGUGAGCGCGCCGGCCGUCGUGGCCAUCCCGGGCCCGGCGGGCAGCGCGGCGCUGGCCCCGGCCCGGCAGCGGCGGCGGCGGCGCGCGCGGGACCGGCCGACCAUCUGCGGCGAGUGCGGCAAGGGCUUCAGCCGCAGCACGGACCUGGUGCGGCACCAGGCCACGCACACGGGCGAGCGGCCGCACCGCUGCGGCGAGUGCGGCAAGGGCUUCUCGCAGCACUCGAACCUGGUGACGCACCAGCGCAUCCACACCGGCGAGAAGCCCUACAUCUGCUCCUACUGCGGCAAGCGCUUCAGCGAGAGCUCGGCGCUGGUGCAGCACCAGCGCACGCACACCGGCGAGCGGCCCUACGCCUGCGCCGACUGCGGCAAGCGCUUCAGCGUCUCCUCCAACCUGCUGCGCCACCGCCGCACGCACUCGGGCGAGCGGCCCUACGCCUGCGAGGACUGCGGCGAGCGCUUCCGCCACAAGGCGCAGAUCCGCCGCCACGAGCGCCAGCUGCACGGCGCCGGCCGCCCGCGGGGGCUGGGUCUGCUGCGCGCCCCGCCGGCCCCGGGGCCCGCGCCCGCCGACAGGCGGGGCGGGGCCGGCGGGCGGCACUUCCGGUGCCCACGCGCCGCUGCCGCCGCCGCCGCCGCCGCGGAGCUCGCAGCCGUCACUUUGUGUAGCGCGGGCUCCGGCGGCCUGAGGCGCGGGCCCCGGGCUGCCCCGGGCUGGGCCCGUCCCGGCGCGCGCGAGUCCAGCGAAGCUGCAGGUCCUGCCUCCUGCCUGUCCAGCCUUGGAAGUGCCUCAAGUCUGUCUGUGUGCAGGCCUCGCUGCCUCCUGCCUGGUUCAUGCAUGCUGAGGGCCCAGCCAAGAGGAGGCUUGCUCCCCAGGAAGAUGGCAGCUCUUCACACGACUUCAGAUCCCUUGGCUGUCCAGCUGGAGAGGGUGGAGGACAGGGCAGAAUGUGGUACUGACCAGGAGGAAGAGGAGGAGGAGGAGGAAAAGCAGGGAGAGGUGGAAGAUUUGGAAGAGGAGGAGGUGGAAGAAGAGGAGGAAGCACAGGUUCAGAAGGUGGCAGAGGUGGAGGCCAACUUGGAGGAGGAGGUGGAGGAGGAAGAAAAAGAUAAGGGAGAGGAAGAGGAGGAAGUCCUGGCAGAGGAGCCUAGUCCUGGCUUGGAGACCCAGGAUCAACAUAGCCAUAAUGGUGACACCAAGUCCACAGUUCUUCAGAAAAAGGCCCUGCAGGCUUCCCAGCUUGUAGCUACUGCUCUAUAUGAGGAGGAUGAGGAAGAGGAAGACGUCCUGACAUCUGGGUCCCAGGGACUGGUGACGUUUGAGGACGUGGCUGUGUACUUCUCCCUGGAGGAGUGGGAGAGGCUGGAUGCAGAGCAGCGGGCCCUCUACCAGGAAGUGAUGCAGGGGAACUAUGGGAUCCUGGUGUCCCUGGGAUACCCAAUCCCCAAGCCAGAUUUGAUCUUCCGCCUGGAACAAGGGGAAGAACCUUGGGUCCCAGAUAGCCACCAUCCUGAGGAGGGUGACAUUGUCACUGGCGUCUAUACAGGAGCCUGGUACUGGACCGACGAUCUAGAGGACCACGAGGAGGAAGAGGACGAGGAUUUCUUGGCAGAAAUGGCCGAGGAGGAGAACGAGCCACCGGGGCUGUGGUCUGCAGCCUAUGGAGUGGGGGACGUGCCUGGGACCUGGGGCCCUGACGACUCGGAUUCGGGGCAGACCGUGGAGGGGUGGGGGCUGGACUCGAGUGGCCUCGGAGUCCUGGCAGACGAGGCUGGGGCAAAGCCCUUCCUGGGCCGGGAAGAGCUGGCGCCCUGGGCGUUCCCGGUGGUGGCCGCCCCAAUCGGGCGACCGGAGACCACGUGUGACGUGUGCGGCAAGGUGUUCCCACACCGGUCCAGGCUAGCCAAGCACCAGCGCUACCACGCGGCCGUCAAACCCUUCGGCUGUGACGAGUGUGGCAAGGGUUUCGUGUACCGCUCGCACCUGGCCAUCCACCAGCGCACGCACACCGGCGAGAAGCCCUUCCCCUGUCCGGACUGCGGCAAGCGCUUCGUCUACAAGUCGCACCUGGUCACGCACCGGCGCAUCCACACCGGCGAGCGGCCCUACCGCUGCGCCUUCUGCGGCGCGGGCUUCGGGCGCCGUUCCUACCUGGUCACGCACCAGCGCACGCACACGGGCGAGCGGCCCUACCCGUGCCCGCACUGCGGACGCAGCUUCAGCCAGAGCUCGGCGCUGGCGCGCCACCAGGCCGUGCACACGGCCGACCGGCCGCACUGCUGCCCGGACUGCGGCCAGGCCUUCCGCCUGCGCGCCGACUUCCAGCGCCACCGGCGCAGCGGGGGUUGCACGGAGGUCGGCGGCAGCGGCCCACCACUGGAGCCCCGCGAGGUGGCCGCCGCGCCAGGGACUGAGGAACUGGAGGCUGGGCUGGAGGAGGCUAAGGAGCCCGAGGCCAGCGCAGCGGACGGACCCCCUGAGGCUGAUGAAAGAGAGGCGGAGGCCUCUGUUCCCGAGAGCACGAAGGAGCCGGAGCCCGGCCCGCGGCCCCGGGAGGUGGACAAUGGCCUGGGAGAGCGCCAGGGCCCCUCCGCGCACCCGUUCGGCUUCCACUUUCCUGUGCACCCCAAGUCUUGGCUCCGACCCGACAGCUUCCCACUCUUGGGCCUCCCUGAGUUCGGAGAGCGGCUGCCAGCCGAUGGGCGCCCCGUGCCGGGGCCCCUGGGGGGCCCUCUGGCCCUGGUGGAGGGCGCGGGGCUGGCAUGCGGUCCUUUUGGAGGCGGCGGUGGCGGGCCCGCGGGCGGCGACCUGCGCGCGUUCGGGCCUGCCGUCGGGGGGCUGCUGGCCGAGCCGGCGCCCGCCGCGCUGGCCGAGGAGGAGAGCCCGUGGAUCUGCUCGGACUGCGGCAAGACGUUCGGCCGUCGCGCCGCGCUGGCCAAGCACCAGCGCUACCACGCGGGCGAACGACCGCACCGCUGCGCCGACUGCGGCAAAAGCUUCGUGUACGGCUCGCACCUGGCGCGCCACCGCCGCACGCACACGGGCGAGCGGCCCUUCCCGUGCCCGGAGUGUGGCGCGCGCUUCGCCCGCGGCUCCCACCUGGCGGCGCACGUGCGCGGCCACACCGGCGAGAAGCCCUUCGUGUGCGGCGUCUGCGGUGCAGGCUUCAGCCGCCGCGCGCACCUGACGGCGCACGGGCGCGCGCACACGGGCGAGCGGCCCUACGCGUGUGGCGAGUGUGGCCGGCGCUUCGGGCAGAGCGCGGCGCUGACGCGGCACCAGUGGGCGCACGCGGAGGAGAAGCCGCACCGCUGUCCCGACUGCGGCAAGGGCUUCGGCCACAGCUCGGACUUCAAGCGGCACCGGCGCACGCACACGGGAGAGAAGCCUUUCCGCUGCGCCGACUGCGGCCGCGGCUUCGCUCAGCGCUCCAACCUGGCCAAGCACCGGCGCGGGCACACGGGCGAGCGGCCCUUCCCGUGCCCCGAGUGCGGCAAGCGCUUCUCGCAGCGCUCGGUGCUCGUUACGCACCAGCGCACGCACACGGGCGAGCGGCCCUACGCCUGCGCCAACUGCGGCCGCCGCUUCUCACAGAGCUCCCACCUGCUCACGCACAUGAAGACGCACCGGGGCCCGGCUGCGCCUGGCGCUGCACCCGCGACCCCCUCGCCCAAGGCCCCGGCGUCCAAGGGGCCGGCGAGCGCGAGUCCCGGCCGGGGCCUGGGCAGCAGCGCCCUGUUGGAGUUCGCGGGCGGGACGAGCUUCGGCUCGGAGCCCGCGGCGUUCGCGGGGCCCUCGGGAGCCCAUGAGGGGAGCCCCGGGAAGGAGAGCGUCGCGUGAGGGGCCCCGGUCCGCGCUUAGCCCGACCCGGCACGGGGCGCCACCCUCGCCCCGCGGCCUCGGCUUCCCCUCUCCCUCCCGAGAUCGCGGGCUCGUGAGAAAGCAAGGGAGCGGCGGGGCCGCCCCUCGAACCGAUAGCGGCCUCCCCGGGGCCGGGCGAGGCUAUUUAUUGUGCUCGGAUCCCCAUGCGAGGCUGCAGUUGCCAACGGGGUCCAGGGCGGAAGGUCGAGGAAGAGCGGGGGUCCGCGUCGGCGGCCGAGGCCUGGUGGUUUGGGCCCCUUCCCCCGUUCCCCGGCUGGAGUCGAGGGCCCUUGGGCGUCGGCGGGCCCGGGAAGCUUUGGGAACGCCAGGCCAGGCUCUGGUGGCAAGGGCUUUGGUCUCAGUUCUCUAGGCCCUUCCGUCAUUUGCCCCUGGUGGCCAGCGGUGGAGGCACACUCGGGGGAGGGGGGUGGGGGAGCCCCAUCGUCGUUGCCUGAACUGCCCCCUCCUGCAGCGGGCGGACACGCGGGGCGCCACGCCUCGGAGCCCAGUGCUUACUUGGCUUUCACUGCCCGGAACGGGUCCACCCAGCGCCCGGACCUCGCGACCCGCGGAGAUCCUCUAGCUACUUCUGCUGUCGUCCGCACUCCGUUCCUGCCCCGCUGGGGGCCGGGCCGUGGCUGGCCACACCCGAGGGAGUGGCCCGAGCAGCCAGCGAUGCACGCCCGGCCCGGUGGACGCAGCCCCGGCCGGCUCGGACGACCUCGCGCUGCGCUUUUUGGGCCAGGGAAGUGAGGGUUGGAAGCACUGCGUUCCCCUUUAGAGCUAGUUCCUUUUGUGUUAGAGUAGACGCGGCCGCAGGCCGGUCGGUGCGGUGGUGGCGGGGUGGUGGGUUGGGAGGAGGGCGGGGGGUCUCGGGGUGAAGGCCUCCUCGACCCAGGCCUUGCCUUCCCCAUGUCUUCUGGGACACGAGCCUCAGAAGGAGCCAAAGCGGGGUCGGGGGAGCCCCGCCCCGCCCUUCCCCACCCCUCGGCCCCCGGUUACUUCUGCCCUGCCCUGCCCUGCAGCAGUCGGCAGGACCUAGCUUUAAUAAAGACGGAGAAAUGAGCUUCUCGACUGGACUCUGCUGUUGCCGCCCCUUGAACCUGUCUGCGGCUCCGUGCGGCCUCGAGCCCGCCUUGUUUCUGCGAAGGGCUUUUGCUGCUCCAGAAUACAGGUGGCCUUGAGCGUUCAGCUUCACCUUCUGGUGCUCUGUUCAUCAGGUUGUCCUCUUGCCAGACCUCAUCUAAAAAGAGGCAAAACGAACCAACUUUAGUACAUCUCCCCACACAAGACAUACUGAGGCUGGAACAUAGCAUUUCAUUUCAAGGUAAUUCCUGGACAGAUGAACAGUUUCCAAGUGCCUUCCUCUUCUUUUUUUUUUGUU